Messenger RNA from Tachysurus fulvidraco (yellow catfish), 3430 nucleotides. RefSeq names its product Alpha-1,3-mannosyl-glycoprotein 4-beta-N-acetylglucosaminyltransferase B-like. Lineage: Eukaryota; Metazoa; Chordata; Actinopteri; Siluriformes; Bagridae. The coding region runs from base 278 to 1873 and encodes 531 amino acids. Gene Ontology annotation, biological process: protein N-linked glycosylation. The transcript has 15 exons. Gene Ontology annotation, molecular function: acetylglucosaminyltransferase activity. Gene Ontology annotation, cellular component: endoplasmic reticulum-Golgi intermediate compartment; Golgi stack; endoplasmic reticulum. The record is from RefSeq and is a predicted model, not a curated record.
GAGUGCUCAGAGAAGGAGAGAAGGAAGGAUGGUGCGGUUUCACAAAACUUUACACAACCACGUCACCGUCUUCCUCAUCAUCAUCAGGUGCUGCGUUAUUGUCACACUUGUCAAACCAGACUUUUGACACUCUUGACAAGACAUGACAGCAUGUAACGCGUUGUCAUUGAAGACUACUAUUCCAUGUGGAUCCUGAGCAAGGGUGAAGUUUCGCUUGUGGGAGCGAAUUUUUACGCGAAGGUCCAGAGAUCUGAUCAGAGCACCUGUUCGGGCUGGGAUGAGAUGCUAUGAGAGAAUUAUCAUUCUCACAGUUCUGCUGUGUGGAGGCUUCCUGCUAAUGUUCACCGUUAGACAGUCCACAACGGACGAUAACACAUCCCACCAUCUACACAAUGUUUACUGGAGGCUGUUAAGAGCUGAGCAACGUGGAGAGGAAUUAUCAUACAAACUGCUUCAAAUGGUGGAGAAACUAAAGAACCUAAACAACACUGGAGCUAAUCUGACUAUCUCCAACUCCACAAAGGAGUUCUUGGGUCACUCCGUGAGUAACUCCUCAUCUAGACGGUUCUUGUUUCCACAACCCUACACGCUCCUGUACCUGCCCCACCUCUCUAAGAACGACGACAGCCUUCAGCCGAGAGUUUACCUUGGCCAGGGACGCAGUGGAGUGUCCCUAGUGUUAGGGAUCCCCACAGUACGCAGACAGAAACAGAGUUAUCUUGUGAGCACGGUGACCUCUCUCCUUUUCGACCUCACGCCCGAGGAGAAGUCGGACAUCGUCAUCAUCAUCUUCGUCGCAGAGACAGACGGUGCGUUUGUGAAGACCAUCGCAGACAGCAUUCAGAAGGAUUUUCCAGAUGACGUGAAAUCCGGACUGGUCGAAGUAAUCGCACCUUCUCCUUUCUACUAUCCAAACUUGUCUAACCUGAAGGAAACAUUCGGAGACUCUAAAGAGAGAGUGAAGUGGAGGACUAAACAAAACCUGGACUACAGUUACCUCAUGCUGUACGCUCAAGACAAGGGAACAUACUACGUUCAGCUGGAGGAUGACAUUGUAGCAAAAUCAGGAUACACAGAGUCUAUAAAGAAUCAUGUCAGUAAUGUAAACACGGAGCAGUGGCUUUUCCUGGAGUUCUCACAACUGGGCUUCAUAGGGAAACUUUUCCGAACUUCGGACCUGCCCGUUAUUGUGGAGUUUUUUUUGAUGUUUCACAAGGAUAAACCCAUCGACUGGCUGCUGGAUCACAUCCUCUGGGUGAAAGUGUGUAACCCAGAGAAGGACAGCAAACACUGCAAUAAUGAGAAGUCAAAGCUGAAGCGAACUUUCAAGCCAUCCCUGUUUCAGCAUGUGGGUGUGCACUCCUCCCUGCCUGGCAAAAUACAGAAUCUGAAAGAUAAAGACUUUGGGAAGCAGGUCCUCUUUAAAUCCCACCAGAACCCUCCUGCCAAGCUGAGCAGCAGUUUGAAGCACUUUGAGAGUCAUUCUCUGGACAGGGCUUAUCAAGGUGUAGACUUCCUCUGGGUUUUCACACCUAACCAAGGAGAUUACAUUCUUAUUGAGUUUAAUACACCACAAACGGUUAAAAGGUAUCGCUUCAGAAGUGGAAAUAUUGAAGCGAAUGGAGAUAAGUUUUACAACACCACCGUACAGGUGCUGCCUAGUGACGUCUCUGUGAGGAAGCGUGUGGAACAAGGUCUGCUCUCGUGUUGCAAACCUUCCUCUGACGGCUUCGCUAUAAUAGGCUCUUUUAUCAACGGAAUAGCAGAGGGACCAGUCGACGGAGCGCUAGGUGGCUUACAAGCCAUGCGUCUCUAUGUUCAGAGCAGUUCAGAAGCCUGGGCUGUCCUGAGUGAAAUAUUCAUACAAGUUUAAUGAACCCAGACGAGAGGAACCCAGACCCAAGGCAACUCAUCUGCCUUUCUCUGAGCAACAGCGCCCCGGUGGUCAAAAAAACAAAUUGAGGAACAGAGGCAUAAACCUUGAACCUUGUCAUUUGUUAUACGCAGUUGUUUGAGUCUUUGCUCAAACACACCUACAUUUGCACAAUAAGAGCCGUAGUAUAUAUAUACAUACAUAUAUAUUUUUGGAGAUGUUUUACAAGGAUAUUGAUCGGAAUAUCGUUCCAAAACCCAAGUCAUUAUGUUACAUUACAUCACAUCCCUCAAUUCUUGUUCUCUCUCUUGGUCCUUGGCAUCAGAUUUGUGCAAAAAUUAACUUUUCAUGUAUGAACAAAUCUCCUUGUUUACAUGUCAUAUGCAUACAGCGCUCCACUUUAACCUUAUAGUACAUCUCCUUUCCAUAAAACACACCCUAAAGUACGAAAGUGUCGCAACAGCAAGCCCGCCAAGAGGAAACCACUCAUCCGAGAUCCCGUGAAAGAAGUUAACAGAAAGGAGAAGAAGGAAAUAGUUCAAUAUGUAUCAGUGAAAAUAAGUUUGAGGUACUUUAAAUGAAUUUAUUUAUACAUACGAAUAUAUAAAUUGCAGUCGUUUGUACUGUAUACGUCACAUUAAAUUAUUUCUUUUUUCCUUCCUGUGAUGUAGUUAAAUAUCUAGAUUUUUUAUGCUUUUUCUUAGUUUUGAACAUUUUAAGAUAAGUAUUUGUUUUUAAAUAGCAAAAAAAAUAAAAAAAAAUUCAUGUAAAUUACAGGUUAGAGGUUUGAAAAUUUGUCCAGAGAUGAAUUCCAGAGAUGAAUUCAAUGCGUUCCGGAUUCCCAAAGAAAAGGAGAUGAAAGUAGUUAAAUAGCUAGUUUUACAGUGAUGUCACAGGUGGUCUAGCUACAGUAGUUAGGUUAUGCUAACAUUAGCUUAAUCGCAACUGCUAGCAGCCAACAUACAAAAGGUAAACAGGAUCGUUCCAGUUUAGGUUGACUUUAAACAUCUCUUUACUUCACUUGAGCAAGAAGAAGGUGACAGAUUAGCUAAAGGCUAAUGUGAAGUACUUGAAAAGUGUUAGAUUUCAAUUAAAUUUAUAUUUGAAUUUCGGGUUUUUCAGGGGGUUUUUCUUCAAAUCUCAAAACCGUAAGCGUAAUUUAUGUUUUUAUUAACAGCAAAUCUGACCCCUAGACAAAAUUCACCACAGACAACAAGAACCAGGCAAAAACGAAAAAAAACGUAAUAUGUAAAUUAUAUCCCAAAUUUAUACUGGAAUACUUUCAGAAUCCAAGUUUCAGGAGUGUGUGUAGAUUUUGUUGUUGGUUAAAGUUCUAAUUUUUCAUUUCAUAUAAACAAAAACACUAGAAGAGAUGAAACUGAGGAGGAAACUGCCAAUUAGAAUAAACUGUUUUGUUUUGUUUUGUUUUGAUUAGAAUGAUAUGAUUUUUUGACUCACUAAUUAAGAAGAACUAACGAUCAUUUUUAAAUAAUAUCUGAUAUUUUUUUUCUGACACUUUUCUGAUUGUCAAACUUUACUGUUUUUAUUGUUCUAGUC